Messenger RNA from Vigna umbellata (rice bean), 1232 nucleotides. NCBI's taxonomy places the organism in Eukaryota, Viridiplantae, Streptophyta, Magnoliopsida, Fabales, Fabaceae. The record is from RefSeq and is a predicted model, not a curated record.
CGUUUCUGCUUCAUACUUUCUAGAGAACUUGAUUGACAUUUUCUUUUGCAGGCUGCUUCAGGUUCUGUACCAAGUGCAGACAAAAGUAAUGUCAGCAAGGAAGAGGAAAAGUCUGAGACAUAUUCUCAUAACAUGACCGAAGCCAUGGGUGUUGUUUUGACUUAUAGGCACGAGUUAGGAAUGAACUAUAACUUCAUCCGUCCAGACUUAAUUGUGGGAUCAUGCCCACAGACUCCUGACGAUGUUGAGAAGUUGCAUAGAAUUGGAGUGAAAACAAUAUUUUGUUUACAACAAAAUCCAGACCUUGAAUAUUUUGGAGUUGAUAUUAAGGCCAUACAAGAAUAUGCCAAGGCACAUGAUGUUCAACACUUGCGAGCUGAGAUAAGAGACUUUGAUGCAUUUGAUCUACGGAUGCGGCUUCCAGCUGUAGUUAGCAAAUUGUAUAAGGCAAUAAAUUCCAACGGAGGAGUAACAUAUAUUCAUUGCACUGCUGGACUUGGAAGAGCUCCUGCCGUUGCAACGGCCUACAUGUUUUGGGCUCUGGGAUAUACAUUCAAAGAGGCUCAUACACUACUUCAGAGCAAAAGGGAGUGUUUUCCCAAACUAGAUGCCAUUAAAAGUGCAACAGCAGACAUCCUUACAGGCCUUAGUAAGAAACCUGUCACUUUGUCAUGGGAAGACAGCAGUUGCUCUAGGGUGGAAAUUUCAGGACUUGAUAUUGGAUGGGGGCAGAGAGUACCCCUAAAUUUUGAUGACAAAUCGGGUUUGUGGUAUCUCGAGAGGGAAUUGCCUGAAGGACGCUAUGAGUACAAGUACAUUGUUGAUGGGGAAUGGACAUGCAAUAAAGAUGAGCUUGUAACUGCUCCCAACAAAGAUGGUCAUGUCAACAAUUUCAUUCAAAUCCUUGAUAAUAGCAGCAGUGGUCGUGUUUCCCUUCGGGAGAGAUUCAGUUCUGAUGAUCCUGAUCUUACACCGGAGGAACGACUGAGAAUAAAGGAGUUUCUUGAAGCUUGUCCUGACGAGGAUCUGUAACCCAUCAAUGCACGUCUAUGUUUAUAUGUAAAGUAGUAUAUGAACGUAUACAUGUUGUAUAAUAAAAGGUUGAAUAUAAACCUUCGAUAAGAUCUCUGUUGUAUCUCUGUUGUAGUAAUAAAGUUGGCUUGCCGAGUUUAUUGAGUUCCAUAGUAAUCAUAAGUCUAUAGUAUUAUGUAAAUGAUAGAUACUCUGCUAUA